AUGUUACUCUUUUUUGCAAAACUUGUCGUAUUUACCUUUUUCUUUUGGCUUUUAAAAUAUGGGAAAACGAGGUCAUAUCCCAAAUCUGGCCAUAAGGGACAUACGAAAUUAAAUCAACCAGUAGUUAGAACAUUAGCAGAUUUUAAUGACAUGUUUGCAAACCAAAAAAAUACAUUUAAUUUUCUAAAACAUAUAAAUCAUUAUAAAAAUGAACAAGAUACAAAUAAUACACACACGCCAAAUCAUGAUGAAUAUUCUCAUAAUUUGCCAAAAAAUCACGAAGAGUCAAAUGCAAAUAUGAACAAUCAUAAUUCUUUCAAUGACAAAUCUGUUAAUAAAAAAGAAGCUUUCGAUCAAUUUUUACAAACGUUAUUAAACAAUUAUGAAAUAAUGCAUAAAGAAGAUGAAAGUAAAGAAUCAAAUCAACAUAACUAUAAAGAAGGUCCCUCAUAUGAAGAUAAAAAAAAUAUGUACAAAGAAAUAUUGAAAGGAUAUUAUAAUGUAUUUUUUGAAAAUUAUGCAAACGACACAGAAUCAAAUGUACAUAAUAAACCUGAGGAAGUUCAUAAACAUGAGGAAAUUCAUAAACAUAGGAAACUUCAUAAACAUGAAGAAGUUCAUAAACCUGAGGAAUUUCAUAAACCUGAGGAAUUUCAUAAACAUGAGAAAGUUCAUAAACAUGAAGAAGUUCAUAAACCUGAGGAAGUUCAUAAACAUGAGGAAAAUCAUAAACAUGAGGAAAAUCAUAAACCUCAAAUGGUAGGUCAAGCACCUCCAGAAAAAGAGAUACGCCAAGAAUCAAGAACUCUAAUACUUGGUUCAUUUCCCCAAGCAGGUGAAAUAUUAAGAGAGGAUUUAUGGAACAAAGAGGAUAACAAAUUUAGUUACGCACUUGACCCUAAUGAUUAUGCAUCUAUAGAAGAUAAACUUUUAGGAUCUAUAUUUGGAUACUUUAAAAAAAAUCAUGACAAUUUGGUUAAACAUUUGUUACAACAAAUUAAUACUUACAAACAUAAAUAUAUGGAACUUAAAGAACAAUAUAUUAAUGAAGUUAUGAAACUUAAAAAAAUAUAUAACAAAAGCAUCAUGGUCAUAUUUAUAGCAUCUUGUAUUUCAAUAUUAGGACCUGUAAUGUUACACAUGCAUCAAAAUAAUCCAGAAGAAUUUUUUGCGACCAUAUUAAGUUUUUCUAUAUCAUUAGGUCUUCAUAAUUUAUUACUAACUUAA
This is a messenger RNA of Plasmodium falciparum 3D7, 1227 nucleotides long. RefSeq names its product parasite-infected erythrocyte surface protein (gene PIESP2). Lineage: Eukaryota; Apicomplexa; Aconoidasida; Haemosporida; Plasmodiidae. The record is from RefSeq and is a predicted model, not a curated record.